AACCCUAUCGAUUUUGCUAAGGAAUAUCUUACGAAUCUCCCUCUCUAUCUUGUCAACGUCUAUAGAACGAUUCCAAUGGCGAGCAACGGAGGAGUUAAGGACACGGCUACGGUGGAGAACGUCUCAGUGCUAUCUACUGGUGAAAUCCCCAAGAAGAUCGUCGACCUAAACACUACGGAGCCAGAUGAUGACGUUCUCGACGGAGAAGUCAAGGAAUCCACUGAAGUUUCUGGUGGUGAGAAGAAGGACGAAUCCGACGCUAAGGCUGUUGGAUCGACGGCGGCUGGGGAUGUAUCUCCGGUGGAUGAUGUCCAGAAGAAGAUCCGACGUGCUGAGAGGUUUGGUGUUUCAGUGAAGUUAACGGAAGAGGAGAAGCGCAAUUCUCGUGCUGAGAGGUUUGGUACUGUAGCGGCGGUGAAGGGCUCAGAGGGAACGAAGAAAGCAGAGGACUUGAAGCGAAAGGCUAGAGCUGACAGAUUUGGGGUUCCUGCAUCAUCAGCCUCUACUAAAGUUGAUAACACCGAAGAGGAGGCGAAGAAGAAAGCUAGGCUCGCCCGUUUUGGGAAUGAUACUAAAGUUGAUUCCGCUGAAGAUGAUAAACGCAAAGCUAGGGCGCUUAGGUUUUCAAAACCUGCUUCUGAUUCAUCUUCUGAUUUACCUGAGAAGCUUAAUAUUGGCAAGGAGGCAGCUGUAUCAGGCAACGCUGCCUAAGGUUCUUGAAUAAAAGUCUCUUCUGUAGUUAGGUAGAGUUCGUUUUAUGAUUCCCCUCUGGCUGCUUGAUUCUCUCUCUCUCUUUUUCUGCAAUUAGAAGUCCCGGUGUGUAGUAUCUUAAUUAAAGUCGAAGUUUGGUCGUGGAGCAAUGAUUCUCUCAGAUGGUUGGAAGCUAAGUUGUCACCAGAUGAGACCAUGAGAAACCAAUAAGUAACCUAUAGUUCUGAUUGUCUUUAAAAAGGCAAUUAUCAAUGUGUUAGGACCUAGGAAAUCUGAAGUGGUUGGUAUUUUUAAUUUUUUCCAUGUUGCAGGUUCUUGAAAUGGUAAGUAUAGAUUUAAGCUCUUUUAACACCGCAUGUUCGUACCAAGCUUGUUAGAAAUCAGUAGUGUUGAUUGCUCUUGAGUAUAUUUUGAAAACCAGCCUGAGUUGCUAGCCUAUCUAUCAAAGUAACUGUGGUUUGUCAUCUUACUAUUGUCACUAAAGGUAGCUGGUUUACAUACAUCUGUUGUGUGCUUGAUUGCGUAAACUGCGUGCAAAACGGAUCCCAUUACCUAUGUUUUCUUGUUUGGUUUGCUUAUUAAUAUAUAUUACCUGUGAAGCCACUACUUCAGAAUUCCUUUGUCAUGUAAGACAUCAUUAGAACUAUAGAAGUGCUUGUUGGUUUCCAUUUCUCUGGUCUCUAUGGCAAUUUGAAGUGAAGGGAGUCUUCAGGCGUUGAUUCUAUGUUCGUGGGACUUGGACUUUGCUAUCUUUCUGAUGCUACACAGUUUCUUAUGUGUCUGUAAUAGAUUUUAGAUAAAACUUUGUUGAUACAUUUUGAAUCAAGCGCCAGGAAACUUUUAUGAAGGGAAUGUAAUGUUUUACUUUUGAAUCUUAUUUUCAGUUAUUAUGUUUGUGCUUAUUUACAAUUGUACAUUUGUCGAUGUGUCGUGUUCCUUAACGCUUAACAUACUGCAAGUUUUA
Molecule: messenger RNA, 1675 nt
Organism: Eruca vesicaria subsp. sativa (arugula)
Lineage: Eukaryota; Viridiplantae; Streptophyta; Magnoliopsida; Brassicales; Brassicaceae
Source: the annotation of a GenBank genome assembly